Molecule: messenger RNA, 1152 nt
Organism: Physella acuta
Lineage: Eukaryota; Metazoa; Mollusca; Gastropoda; Physidae
Product: UDP-GlcNAc:betaGal beta-1,3-N-acetylglucosaminyltransferase-like protein 1
Source: RefSeq, a predicted model, not a curated record
UUAAAAUUUAAAAAUAGUCUAAAGAAAUAGUAAAAAAUAGUCUAUUUUUUAUUUACGAAAGUGAAAGGGAAGGCUAGACCUAGAUCUAUGCUACCCACGGUGUCAAUAAUUCUUCCUGUGCACAAUGCAGUUGAGUGGCUGCCUGAAUCCCUAGCUUCUGUGGAGAAACAAACUUAUGAGGGACCAAUAGAACUGAGUGUUUAUGAUGAUGCUAGUUCUGAUGGAAGUAAAAAUGUCCUUGAUAACUGGUGGAGAAACCUAGAAAACACUCACUUGACACUAGUAGUAUCUGGCCAUGUCGGCUCUGCUUAUGGUGUUGGUUAUGCUAAGAACAAAGCUAUAUCUCAAAGCUCUGGGGAAUACUUCUGUUUUUUAGAUGCAGAUGAUGUAAUGCAUGAAGACAGAAUAAAAGAGCAGAUUAAUGUUGCUUUGAUUCAUCCAGAGGCUAUAGUUGGGUGUCAGUUUCACAGAAAGCCCUCUGAAUCCACUUUACGCUAUACACAGUGGGCUAAUGGCCUUACUAGUGAUCAGCUAUACACACAGGCUUAUCUAUCUCAUGGACCUACUGUGAUUAUGCCAACUUGGUUUUGUCAUCGAAAUGUUGUUAAUAAAGUUGGUGGAUUUGAUGAAGGUGGGAAGGGAACACCUGAAGAUUUAAUUUUUUUUUACAAACAUUUGGAACUGGGUGGAGAAAUCAUAAGAGUGGAGAAAGAUUUACUCAUGUAUAGAUACCACCCACAAGCUACAACAUUUUCUAUAUCUGAAAAAACAAUUUGGGAACUUCGAGUCAGAUUUUUAGAAAAACAGGUGCUAGACAAGUAUCAAUCAUUUUCAAUUUGGAAUGCUGGGAAACAAGGACGAAAGUUUUAUCGCUCUCUCUCCACAAAUAACAAAAGAAAAGUUUCUAUGUUUUGUGAUGUUGAUGUAAAGAAGCUUACUAAAAAUUAUUACAUCUAUGAAGAAAGUAAGGAAGUGCCAAAACCUAAGGUACCAAUAGUCCAUUUUACACAAGUGAAACUUCCUGUUAUUUUAUGUGUGAAGCUGAAUUUAUCUGGAAAUUUUGAACAGAAUCUGAAAAGUUUACGUCUAAAAGAAGGCAGAGAUUAUAUUCAUUUUAAUUAGCUUAUCUUAUUAAAGCCAAUUUAAAAGCUA